AUGGCCCACCCAACCAAUAAAGCGACAGACGACCUCGAUGUAGGCGGUCAUACAUCAACACAGAAUUCACAUUAUCCCGGCAGUGAUGACUACCAUCCGAUCUUGAAGCGGAGCAGGGCCAGCCUCUCUUCGGAUGGCCGUCCCGUGAAACGGUCGUCUCUGGUGACCGCGCACACUCCUGCUGCACCGACGGCGGCCUGGUCCGCCCCGGCCGAGCUUGCCGGUUGGGUCAAGAAUGCUCCACCAACAGUUCACAAGCCGAAGCUCGACGUUGCCACCCGUGACACAUACGACGACAUGCUAAUAGACCCGUCCCGUCCCGUUCCAGACCCCUAUCUCCGUGGAUCUGGGAGCCAACCAGGCCGACUUUCUCCCCAACCCAAGCAUCAGAAUCAUGAAGAAACGUGGAAUAUCCAGACUCCACUGACCUCAACCGAACGUCCCUACUGCUCCGGUGGUCUUCCAGAUCCGCUAUUAGCACCAUCAGAAAUCGGCAAUAUCAGAUACGACUCUGAUGUAUGGCCCCACCCCCAGAACACACCUCUCGGCGGCAGAUCCUCCGACAGACAGGCCCCUUCUUUGUCUUUGUAUCCUCAUCCCGCAUACCAGUUUCGUGAAUUUGAACGCUUACCACAGUCCCACCGACCCCCAAACGUCAACGUCCGUCAACCGAUCAUGGAAGGGGACAACGCAGCACCGAAUCCUUUCUCGAGCAACCAAGGCAUUGAGAUGCACCAGCCACGCCUCGCUUCGUAUCCCACCAUCCCUCAGUAUGCCAUUUCUAACGCCCAGAGAAAUGUGGGGUUGAAGCAUGAGUUUCCCGAGAGGUCUACGCCUCUCGAUGCUCAAAGUGACAGAUCGGUGGCGAGCCAGUCGAAAUCAUUUCAGUUGUCAUCGCCGACGGAAUCGGAUCCUCGCGAGACUCUCGCAUAUCCUUCUCACCACCAUGUUAUGCAGGGUCUAGGAGUCCAGAUGCACAACCCGCAACCUCACGGAAAUAUGCCAUCUCCUAGUUACAAUCUCGAUCCAUCAGCACCCCAUGGGCCGACUCAUCCCAGCAACAGUAACCGUCCUGUCGAUCCCCCGAUGAUGGACACGAUGGCACCACAGGGCUCGAAUGAUUCUUCUCCGGUUCAUCAGUAUUUUGUCCCGCAAGCCGAACGUCACCAAGUCAUCGAGACCAACGGCCCAGCGUUUGAUUCCGAGCUGAAUCGGCACGAGUAUGGCCCAGGCUUAUCAGUACAAAGCAGUGAUGUAGCAGGGCCUCAUCCCCUAGGGUUUAUGCAUGCCGACAUGGCACUGCCUCGCACCAACCAAUACGAACAACAGCGCCAGGAUAGUUCUCAAAUUGACAUCUACGGUCAAGAAGCGAUGCCCUUCGAACAUCCCGGGUUGCAGGUUAAGAGUUCUAUAACGACCCAUUCCGAUCGAAGUCGUACCGUGGGCUCCGACAACGCAUUGUCUCAAGAAUCUCUCUCUGUUGGAGAACCUGAACAACUGGGUAGCGACGACUUGGAAUUGGGACAUGAGCCUGACGAGCGAGAUUCCCCAUCUUUAAAAGUGGCGAAGAAGACACGCGCUGCGUUUUCGGAGGAUGCGCGACGGGAAACGGGAGAAACGCGCAAGACUGGUGCUUGCAUCCGUUGUCGUUUUCAGCGCUCUCGGUGCAAACCCGAUCCGAAUGAUCCCAACAGGGAGUGCCAGACUUGUAGAGACGUCCAAAAGGAAUCGAAAAAGGUCAUCCAUCGGCUUCCAUGUCUACGCUGGAAAAUUGCCGAUAUCACACUGAGCCGGUCAGAUGCAGGGUCCCAGGGUUGUUUGAAUCUGACACAGCGGUGGCAGGGGUUCACGAUGAGAGACGUCGACGACUGGUCCGGUGAAGGUAUUCGAACAAUCGCGAUCACCCUUGGUAUCUCUCCCGUGCCUCUAGUUCUUCAAGUCAAGCGUUUCAAGCCUGCGGCCGGCGAUAUUACCUACCGGUGUUGGCGCGAUGGGAACGUUGUGAAACGGACGGAGCUCGAGCCUUACGCACUAGCAAACAUACGGCAGGCAUCCCAGGCGCUCAAGGAAUACAUAAAUGCGAAUGUCAUGAACGCUCUUGUAGCGGUUACUGAGGACGAGAACAACGACGAGUUGAUCCGCGAAACCUUCCGCUGGGUGAUCCUGCAGUAUCAGAAUCUCAGGGUGAAAGGACUUUCCGAUCAUGAGCAGCCUGAAGAGUGGAAAUUCUUAGCUGACGUCCUCCGACUCUGGCUCGCAAUCAAGCACACUGUCGGAUCGUCGCACAUUUGCGGAGAGGAUAAGCUAGGCAUGCAACCCGAGUUGGAUGACCAGUCGUACCCGCUGUACGGUCGCGUGUCCACGCCUCGGAUGGUUGUCGCGCAAAACGACAGCAUCAACGCCACCGACAUCAUUUCGCCGCUGCGGAGAAGGUUCCUCAAGCAGCUGGAGAAUCGCUUCAAGGCGAACAAGCCUCGAAGUUGGUUCACUCUUUAUCUUGCCAUAUUCAUAUUCCUCCACAGUGCUUCUGUGGUGUCAGCAGACCGCCGGCGGCACGGGAGAGAAAAUGGAGCUCAGAAGGGUUAUACCCUGCCCAGAUUUGUCGAGGAAUUGCAUUUCGGCGCCAACGUCUUACUCGCUUAUUGGCAUUAUUACCGCACUGAUGAGGAUCCUCUCGAGGUCACCUGUCUUGACCGGCAUAGAUCUCGUCUCGCAGAUCUCACGGCAGAGCAAUUCACAUUUAUCAAGAAGAGUUGUAUGAUGAUGCGGAAGAAGAGAGAGACAUUCAAGUAUGUAGUGAACUGGGACGAUCAGUUGUACUGGGUAUGCCGCAUGUUUGAUCAGAAAUGGGAAAUCGGAGAGUCUUUCACUGCUUAA
Messenger RNA from Scedosporium apiospermum, 2877 nucleotides. RefSeq lists its product as uncharacterized. The transcript is spliced from 9 exons. Gene Ontology annotation, biological process: regulation of DNA-templated transcription. Bases 1 to 2877 code for a protein of 958 amino acids. The record is from RefSeq and is a predicted model, not a curated record. Gene Ontology annotation, molecular function: zinc ion binding; DNA-binding transcription factor activity, RNA polymerase II-specific. NCBI's taxonomy places the organism in Eukaryota, Fungi, Ascomycota, Sordariomycetes, Microascales, Microascaceae.